AUGGUGAAACAGGCAGGAGCAGUGCUUACGGGCGGUGAGUUCAACAACCUUUGGCUGUGGAACGAGUACGUUGAUCUCGUCCGCACCAAGGUUACCUAUACUGAACUUGGUGAAAGUCAAAUGGCUGAAAGAGUGCGCAUUUUAAAACAAUCUCUCAGUCAGGACUUUUUCAUGACGCUCCAGUCGCGGAUACUGCCUGCCAUGAGGGCAGAUCCGGACUGGCUAGUCGCCUUUGUUGUGAGGUUGUAUGCAGAAGUUUGGCCGCCAUUUAGUAAGGGGGAUAAAGCGGCGGUGACAGCGAAGUUCGCUCGAUCUUUGAUGCAGGACCCCGAACGCAUGUUUGAGGUCCUCCAGGAGCUAAUAGUGUUUAUGUGUGGGCAUUCCUUGCUCACUGUUCUCAUUCCAGAGGUGGAAGCUCAGGAUGAGCACCAAGAUGAGCCAGUGGCUUCUACGGCGGAGUAUAUGGCCGACAUGCAGAAGCACUUGGCUGCCUACUAG
Molecule: messenger RNA, 498 nt
Organism: Sphaeroforma arctica JP610
Lineage: Eukaryota; Ichthyosporea; Ichthyophonida
Exons: 1
Coding region: 1-498 (165 amino acids)
Source: RefSeq, a predicted model, not a curated record